This is a messenger RNA of Anoplopoma fimbria (sablefish), 4526 nucleotides long. RefSeq names its product A disintegrin and metalloproteinase with thrombospondin motifs 14. Gene Ontology annotation, molecular function: metalloendopeptidase activity. The transcript has 22 exons. Lineage: Eukaryota; Metazoa; Chordata; Actinopteri; Perciformes; Anoplopomatidae. The record is from RefSeq and is a predicted model, not a curated record. Gene Ontology annotation, biological process: proteolysis; extracellular matrix organization. Bases 1 to 3735 code for a protein of 1244 amino acids. Gene Ontology annotation, cellular component: extracellular matrix.
AUGGAUUGUAUGUAUUUGUUGAUGUGCUUUUCACUCAGUCAACUAUUUUUGGAUCAAAUUUUCGCUGCAGAAGAAUCACAUGAAAAACUCUCUGGAAAGUUAAGUGAAUAUGGUCUUAUCGUGCCAUUCAGCACAGACUCCCGUGGCAGGUACAUUUCUCACGUGGUCUCUUCUGGAAGCGGAAGUAAAGGUGCUGAAGCUGCUGAUGCUGAUGCCGCCUCGGCCUUUGGCAGCAGAAGAAGGGUGGCCCGCGGUGCCCCCGAGAUGCCCCCGGUCACCCCCGCCACGGUGCAGCAGCACUUGUUUUUCAACGUCACUGUGUUUGGGAAAGAACUGCACCUCCGCCUGAGGGCCAACAGGAGGCUGGUGGCCCCGGGGGCUUUUGUGGAAUGGCAGGAGGACUUUGUGGAAAAGGCCAAGGAACGUAUCCAAGGGGACUGUGUUUUCACUGGAGACGUGAGCGACAUGCCGGAGGCCUCUGUGGCUAUCAGCAAUUGUGACGGACUGGCAGGUCUGAUCCGGACUGAUAAUGGGGAGUUUUUCAUCGAGCCCCUCGAGAAGGGCCAACAGGACGUGGAAGUGAAGGGCCGCGUCCACGUUGUCUACCGCAGGUCGGCCAUCAAGCGGGAGACGGGCCAGCGGAGGGAGGACCUCCACAAUGAAGUGGCAGACUUCGGGAUCGCGGACCUUCCUGCGGCUCUGGAUCUCGUCGAACAUAAACUCUCUGAGUCCGAGCGCAAAAGGAGGCACGCGAAGAAAGACGACUACAACAUCGAGGUGCUGCUGGCUGUGGACGACUCGGUGGUGCGCUUCCAUGGCAAGGAGCAUGUGCAGAAUUAUGUUCUCACGCUCAUGAACAUAGUUGAUGAAAUCUACCAUGAUGAAUCUUUGGGAACCAACAUCAAUGUUGUGCUUGUCCGCAUGAUAAUGGUCGGGUACCGACAGUCCAUAAGCCUGAUCGAGCGCGGUAACCCAUCCCGCAGCCUGGAGCAGGUGUGUCGAUGGGCCAACACGCAGCAGCGUCGCGACCCCGACCACGCCGAAUACCACGAUCAUGCCAUCUUCCUCACAAGGCAAGAUUUUGGUCCCGCAGGUAUGCAAGGUUACGCUCCAGUUACAGGGAUGUGCCACCCACUGAGGAGCUGCACUCUGAACCACGAGGACGGCUUCUCCUCCGCCUUUGUGGUUGCUCAUGAAACCGGCCAUGUGCUUGGCAUGGAGCACGACGGCCAGGGGAAUCGUUGUGCGGAUGAGACCAGUAUGGGCAGCAUCAUGGCGCCACUUGUCCAAGCAGCUUUCCACCGCUAUCACUGGUCACGUUGCAGCAAGCAGGAACUCAAUCGAUACAUCCACUCCUAUGACUGCCUGCUGGAUGAUCCCUUUGAACACAAGUGGCCCAAGCUUCCUGAGCUCCCUGGGAUAAACUAUUCGAUGGACGAGCAGUGCCGCUUUGAUUUUGGUGUUGGCUAUAAAAUGUGCACAGCGUUUCGAACAUACGACCCCUGCAAGCAACUGUGGUGCAGUCACCCCGACAACCAGUACUUUUGUAAAACCAAAAAAGGUCCUCCGGUGGAUGGAACAGAGUGUGCACCAGGAAAGUGGUGCUUCAAGGGGCAUUGCAUCUGGAGAUCCAGCCAGCAGCCUCAGGGCCACGAUGGGAGUUGGGGCUCUUGGUCAAAGUUCGGCUCUUGCUCCAGAACAUGUGGAGGUGGAGUUCGCUCCCGCAACAGACAGUGCAACAACCCGUCACCUGCUUACGGAGGUCGAGACUGCCCCGCCUCAGCUUUUGACUACCAGAUGUGCAACACGGAGGAGUGUGCUGGCCCUUACGAAGACUUCCGUGCUCAGCAGUGCAUCCAGAGGAGCAACAAAUACCACAAAAAUAUCAAGCACACCUGGCUACCGUACGAGCACCCAGAUGAGGCCCGAAAAUGUGAGAUGAGCUGCAAGUCAAAGGAAACUGGAGAGGUGGUGUUCAUGAACCAGGUGAUGCACGAUGGGACGCGCUGCAGCUACUCAGAGCCCUUCAGCGUGUGCGCCCGAGGAGAGUGUCUGCAUGUAGGCUGCGACAAGGAGGUGGGCUCUUACAAACAAGAGGACAAAUGUGGAGUGUGUGAGGGGGACAACUCCCACUGCCGCACCGUGAAGCUGACACUCACCAAGACGCCCAAAAAGAAUGGAAUGCUGAAAAUGUUCGACAUCCCAAUAGGAGCCCGCCACAUUGUUAUCGAGGAGAAUGAGACUUCCCCUCAUAUAAUUGCUGUGAAGAAUCAAGUAACUGGAAACUUCAUACUGAAUGCAAAAAGUGAAGACGCUGAAACAAAGACCUUCAUCGAGAAUGGCUUACAGUGGGAGUAUUCUCUCGAUGAUGAGAAGGAGAUCCUGAAAACAACUGGUCCUCUGCAUGAAGGAAUUGCAGUGCUGGUCAUUCCCCAGGAAGAAGACACUAAAAUAAGCCUGACAUAUAAAUAUAUCAUACAUGAGGACCUUUUACCGCUUAUUACCAACAACAAUGUACUUCUGGCUGAACUGGACACGUACGAGUGGGCACUGAAGAGCUGGUCUCAGUGCUCCAAACCCUGCGGGGGAGGCAUUCAGUACACUAAAUAUGGAUGCAGGAGGAAGAGUGACAGCCGAUUGGUUCAUCGAAACUUUUGUGAAACAAGCAAAAAGCCCAAACCCAUCCGCAAACGCUGCAAUGUCCAAGAGUGCAGCCAGCCCACGUGGGUGGUGGAAGAGUGGAGUCCCUGCAGUAAGACCUGCGGGAAGCUCGGCUACCAGACCAGGGCGGUGCAGUGCAUGCAGGCGCUCCACAACGGCACCAACAGGCCCGUCCACAGCAAACACUGCACUGAGGAUCGCCCAGAGACCAGGAGGGUCUGUAACCACACCACAUGCCCCGCCCAGUGGAGGACAGGGGCGUGGUCUCAGUGCUCAGUGACCUGCGGCGAAGGGAUUCAGCAAAGGCAGGUGGUUUGCAAGGCCAGCGACAACACCAUUGGAGAAUGUGAGAGCGAGAAGCCGGAAACAGUCCUCAUUUGCAAACUAAUUUCUUGUCCAGGCCAGCCAGGUUCUCCUCUCAUCGUUGGAAUAAUGGAAAACGCGACAAUAAAAGACGAAGCUGUGCACCAAAGGGCUCCUGAAAACCCUGUCCACAAAAUCUCUUCAAAUGAGCCAUGUCUGGGGGACAAAUCCAUUUUCUGUCAGAUGGAGGUUCUUGCCAGAUAUUGUUCCAUCCCCGGAUAUAAUAAGCUUUGCUGUGAGUCUUGCAACAAGAAAGAAAACUUUGCCACACAUGCUCCUGACCUCCUAAACACCCCAGGGACCUCAGUUGAAACUGAAACCUCCGCCACUUCUCACCCCGCAUCGCCCAAGGCUCCUCCACCCGCUACGACUCAGAGCACGCCGCAAACCACUAAAGCUAUCCGCAGGCGGCUUCGCUCCACCGCCUCGGUGCCGAACACCGCUGUCGCUACUGAAGCCUUGCCAUCCACAGGUGCUGCUCUGCCCCAGGGUCCCACCGGCGACCUCCUCCUCACAGCUGGGAAAGGAGACUCAGACCCGGGGCCUCUUCUACCUCCAGAGCCUAGACGGCCCACAGCAGACUCCAGUGGAGGUGCCUCGAAAGAGCACAGUCCAAACAGCACUUUAGGCCCAGUCGCUGCCAGGUCAAGAAGGGACGAUUUAGGAUCCGAGAGGGACUCGAGUCACAGAACCCUGUCAGCUCAGCAAUGAACAGAGAGCGAUGUUGUGAACCUGCUGCUCAGUGAGACGGUCUCAUACAUCAGCUUUCUCUUUGAAGCAUCAGAUAGACUUGCAGUCUUGCUGCAGAUAUUUUCUUUCUCUUUUUACAAAGAUAUAUAUAUUUUUUUCCAUGCCAGUGAAUUUAGACCAGACCAGCGAUGGUUACCUCAUCAAAACUCCAGUGAUUUGUGCGCAGCGUCGCUCUGCCCUCUGUGCUUCAAAUAUGAAACGGAAGAAAAAAAAAAAGUUGUCAGGUGCUGUAAACUGAAACGACUUCAAGGCGUGUUCAAAAUGUGAUGACUGCAUUGCUACAUUCAUGUUUUUAUCUGUGUACAGCUGCGUAAUCCUGUUUUCUCAAGUGCAUUAGAACUACUACUGAACUUGUAUUGUGAACAUGCGAGGAGAGGUCAAAGGCCAUGGUUUUGGAGGUGCACGUGUCAGCCAUGGAGUGUGCCAGAACAGUUGUAGACCAUGCCGGUGUUAAAUUAUAAUGAAUUCAUAUGCUAGUUUAUUAUUUUAUAAAUUUUAAUCACAAAUUAAAUAAUGCAAAGUAAAUUGGCAGAUUCAUAAUUUUAAUUUCUAAUUCUGUUUCAAGAAUUUUUAAAUACAAUUGCAAAAAUAUUUUUAAAAAGCUUUUAAAUAGCAGUUUCUGUUGUUCCCUUUACUAUUUUGUCACUCAUAUUUAUUGUCCAGCUUCCAUUUGAUUAUAACUCUAUAAUUUACAGCUCUCACAUUUCAAAUGGUGUAAACGUUGUGGCACCUAAAACUUAAAUAACUUCCAA